CUGAGGGAAGGGGACCGGGGGACUGAGGGACGGGGACCGCGGGACUGAGGGACGUGGAUGGGCCGGGGACGAGGGGAAGCGGCCAGGCCUGAGGGAAGUCCUAGGGAGGGGAAUGAGGUCGGAGAAGGGGAGCGGGCUGCGGGAAGGGGAAGGGGCAGAGCUUGAGGGGUCAGGUCGCGCGGUCCUGAGGGGGGCUGGGGAGGAGGGUCCGUGGUGUGAGGGGAGGAUGCCCGGGAUCUGGGAGGAAGGGGCCAGAGAGUUGAGGGGGGCGUCUAGCAUAGGAGAGGGGCCCUCCAGGAGGGGUGCAGGACCUUGGGGUCGGGAGGAAGGGGUGGGGGAGAGGCCGGGCCCCAAGUGUUCGGGAAGGGGGCCAAGGGCCCAGAGGGUCCCGGGAAGAGCGGGGAGCCCCGGGGAGGCGUCCAGGACUGGAGGGUUAGGGGGAGGGGGCGGAGAGCCUACAGGGUCUAGGGAAAGAGAGGAGCCCUACCGGAAGAAGAGGGUCCCGGACUCGGGAGGUCAAGGGGCGGAGGGCCGAGGGGGAGGGGCCGGGGUCUCGCGAAGGCCGGGCAGGCGGCUCCCUCCCAGCUCCCGGGCCCGCACCGACGUGGAGAUGUUGCAGCCAGACAGAAGCUCUCCCCAGUGGCUGGGAAUUCCUCAUUGGAUUACUGAAUUUUCAACAGACUUUUAUGUGGAAAGCCUCGGCAGGCCACACUGUGUCCAUCAACCGGGACGACGGGGGAGCCGACAACUGGGAGUACCGACCCUGAUUUCGUGAAUGACGUAAGUGAAAAAGAGCAGAGAUGGGGGGCCAAGGCCGUGCCAGGA
Molecule: messenger RNA, 825 nt
Organism: Cervus elaphus (red deer)
Lineage: Eukaryota; Metazoa; Chordata; Mammalia; Artiodactyla; Cervidae
Product: translation initiation factor IF-2-like
Exons: 4
Coding region: 113-775 (220 amino acids)
Source: RefSeq, a predicted model, not a curated record